This is a messenger RNA of Petromyzon marinus (sea lamprey), 3306 nucleotides long. The record is from RefSeq and is a predicted model, not a curated record. NCBI's taxonomy places the organism in Eukaryota, Metazoa, Chordata, Hyperoartia, Petromyzontiformes, Petromyzontidae.
ACGUCAUGAUGGUGGUGGUGGUGGAGGGGAGGAGGAAGCUGAAGGCGGAGACGGGGGAGUAGGGGGAUCCGGCUUCGUGCAGGAGCAGCUGCUGCUGACAGACAGAGACAGCAGGAGGGCUUCUCGUGCCGUGCAGCAACAGAAGCAGCAGCAGCAGCUCAACCAUCGCUCUUCUUCCAUAAACAAGGAACACGUCUUCCACGACGACAUGACCGAGUCCCUGGUGGUGUGCGAGGUUGACCAAGGCUUGAAAGACAAGUUGAAGAAAUUUCGCUUCCGCAAAGAGACCACCAAUGCGGCCAUUAUAAUGCAUAAACAAAGAGCCUGUUUUACAGUGAAGAUUGACAAGGACCGCCAAGUAGUGGUGAUGGAGGAAGAGUACGAGGACAUAUCUCCGGAGGACCUCAAGGAAGAGUUGCCAGAAAGGCAGCCCAGAUUCAUCCUGUACAGCUACAAAUACCACCACACGGAUGGACGGAUAUCCUACCCACUGUGUUUCAUUUUCUGCAGUCCCCUGGGCUGCAAGCCCGAGCAGCAGAUGAUGUACGCUGGCAGCAAGAACACGCUGGUGCAAACAGCCGAGCUCACCAAGGUGUUUGAGAUCCGCAGUGUGGAGGAGCUCACAGAAGAGUGGCUUCAAGACAAACUCAAGUUUUUCCGCUAAACACGGAUGAGGUACUACGAUGAGGGUUGCCACCUGUCCUUGUUUUCCCAGGAGUGUCCUCUUUUUCACGGAGUUGUCCUGUGAAAUCUCGAAGUGUUCCUGGAACAUUAAAAGUCCCAGUUAUUGUCAAUCGAAUAAUAAUAAUACACCACUCAAGAUAAUGCAUGGACAUCUAGUUCUCUCUUCUGGCAUAAUGAUAUAUUCUUAUUCCUCUCAUGAUAUGCCCUUGGUUUUUCAUAGCUCAGAGGUGGCGAGCACAAUUAACUGCCCAUGUGGGAUCAAGAGUGGUACAAUGAGAAAUCCCUCAGUAUACCCUGCCAGUUUUGGCCUAUUAAAAAACGCCCAUUGUUUUUUUAAAUAUAUAAAACCCUUUCAAUGCCGACAACAUGUGCUUAUUUAUAAAUAGUUUGCAAUAAGAACGUGAUUCCUUGCUUUGAUAGCCACAUCCUCGGAAAGUAGGUUCCUGAUUCAGGGUAAAUGGACAUGAUUGUCACCUUUUCAGAAAGUAUAGCAAUGCAUUGGAGGCUGUAUAUUAAAUGCACUGACAUGAUUUAAGAAAUGCCUGUUUACUUCAUGGCAUGUACACAGAUGCAUUUUUACAAAAUUUCGCGAUAAAUGGAGAUCCUUAGGAGUUUGUUUUACAGUUAAUGAAAGGUGACAUCAGGGAACACCAUGGGAACUAACAUAGCCUAUAGCCAUACACGUUAACGGUAGCAUAAAUCGGUAUUUUAUGCAAACAUAAUGACAGUACUCUACUGUGCUAAGUCGUAUGCCAAUGUAGUACUCGUUUUAUCGCUAUGCAUGAGGAAACCUUUUUAAGUGCAGUUGUGAAUGUUUGGUAAAUGCAAUACAGCAUGGUAUUUUUUUUUUACCAACAUGUUUCUACCUCAAAUUAUAAGGCAACAUUCUCAAAUUCAGCCUUACUUGACACACUCGUCUUGCACCAGUGGCUUUCAGAAGCAAGUCCUCCAGGCGACCAGAGUUGUAAUGAAAACAUUGCAAUGAGAGAUCAAUGCGAGAGCUUUUGAUAUAUUUUUUUUUUAAAUGUAGUGGAAUGAGGAAGAGAUUCGGAAGUAAUUUUAAGCGAUACUUUUAUUCGGCAGUAUCCCUGCUGGUUAUACACGAGCGUUUGUUUUCCUUACAUGACAGGGAAAAUGUCUGGCGUAUAUUAAAUACAAUAUUGUCAAAGAUUUUUUUUUAAAGUUGAAAAGCUAUACUAAUAAUGCUUUAUAUUCUCUCUUGUAACCAUCUUGGGAAAUAGGUUUAAAGUUUUGCUCUGUAUUACAAUACAAAGCACUGUUUUACUGCUUUGUAUUGUAUUUCUGAAAAUGAUUUUGAUAUUUUAUUAUUUACUUUUGAAUGACGUGCUUUGGUAUGUUUCGAAAGGACAUUUUACGUGUGUUUUGGAAAUAGAUCUAAAGUGUUGUUCUGUGUUACUGUUAUGCAAUACAAUACAACAUUACAGUACUUUCAUGAUUUGUUUACGGUACUUACCAUCCAAAGGUGUCUAAACAUCUCCCCACAAUAUAUUAGUCAUGCACUGUUACAAUGCUGUGUCUACGAGCUUCAUGUAAUACGUGUAAUUUCUUCACAAUUUUCGGAUUAAAAUUUUUAUAUUGUAUGGAAUAAAACUUGCAUUGUAAAAAGUAGCUAGGCAGUGUGGUGUCAACUUUUACAUACACCACUGCCCAGCAGCAGAAAAUAAAGUAAUUUUACUUAUCAGGGACACCAUUCCUUUGUGACAAUUUACCCACCUAUUUGUGAUCAGUCCUCAUGUCUGCUAAAUUGUUAUUUUGCCAGGAGUGUCAUGACUGCAUGUGUGUAAGACAUUUGCCCAUGCUCAAAUGUACACCCAUUGGAACGAUUCUGGCCUCAAGGUUGAGAUCAAUAAUGGGUUUGUGGAACCUAUAAAAAAAUAAUAAAUUGAAAUGGGAUGGUGACUACCAUUGAUAAUAUCAGCUGUGGCCAUGCACUUAUCACAGAGCAUAAUGGUGUUGCUACCUCCAGGCCAUUGCACUUUUAAUUUAGAAAUACAGUUGUCAAACAAGGGUAUAGGUAUAUACGAGAUGAAUGUUUUUGAUGUGUACAGUGUUGCUGUUAAUUAUCACUUGUCAUAGUUAAACUUACUGGAAAAUGUUUGGAUAUGACAAGUUUGGUCAGGUCGUUAAAUUAAUACUGCAGGGAAUAAGUUCGUUGCUAAAUGUAAAUUGUUUUAUAGGCCAAGUGGAGGGUAUUAACUCAAUGUGUGUAUGACCCUUUUUUCUGCUGUUGCUGCUGCUGAAAGUUUUUUUUUACUUAUGCUUAAAACCUGAUUAAUUUUUAACAAGGCCCUCUAGCAAAAUUAUUUACUGCAUUAAGCAGUUAAUCAUACUUUUGACGUUUUGUUUAGUUUCCACAUGCAUAUGUCCUUAUUGUUUCAUUGAAUUCUCAUCUCAUUUGUUUUCAUGUUAUACAAUUACUUGUAAGGGUCAUGAUCCUGAAAUAUUUCCUUAUUUUUAAAAUAACGUUUUAAAAUAAUUGUUUUUUUUAAUGGCAUAUCUUACAUAAAAAUGUACAAUAUAUUAAUUAAGUGGUUACCGUUUUAGUGUGCUUUUGUAACAAAUAUCUGAAGCAUGAUUACACAAAUACAUUGCAUAAAGGGU